AUGAGUUCACUCACGGUAGAGACAACCGAUGGCCGUAGGGCUAUCAUUCGGUAUUCUGGGGAGAUACAUGUAGCGGAAGGACAUUUCUUGGGAAUCGAGCUUCCUACAGCUACUGGAAAGAACGAUGGAUCUACGGCCACACCCGCCAGUAGGACGGCCACAACGAAAGCUUCUCGCACUUCGAGUAUAGGUGCCGCAACACCCAAGCUGUCCUCGCGAACUUCAAUGGGCCCCCCGUCAAAUCGCCUAUCCGUCACCUCGCCCCCUGCGACUUCGUCCACCCGACCAUUGGCUCGCAAGUCCACUAACCGAUUGUCUCGACCCUCAAUUGGCGGAGCAAGGACCGUCUCUACCUCGUCGACUGCAUCCCCAUCGAGCAAGACCUCGCGAGACCCCGCCGUGGACAAUCUAGAAACAAAGAUUAAGCAUUUAGAGAAACAGCGUGCAGAAGACAGGGAGAAAUUGAAGCUAUUAGACCAAACCAAGGCGGAGAAGGAUAAAUUCGAGACGAUCAUUCAAAAGCUACAAGGAAAAUGUCAAACCUUUCACCAGGAGAACACCGAGCUGAAGGCAAAGGCCAAGGAGACGGCAAGUGAACUGGACCGCCUUCAGAACAGCGAGGCCGAGGCGGAAUCAAUAUUGGAGCUGGCGACACUGGAUCGGGAGAUGGCAGAAGAGCGUGCCGAGCAGGCAGAGGCCGACCUGGAAAGUUUGAGAAAACGCUUAGAAGAGCAAGAGCUGGAGAUUGAGAUUCUCAACUCGGAGCGGGAAUUGUUGACCGAGAACAUGUCGGACGAGGCGAAGGAGGCUGCUGGCUACUAUCAUCUCCAGAACGAGCGCGACCGACUACGCGAUGCUCUGCUCAUGUUGAAAGAUCUGACCGAGGGCACCGAAAUAGAGUUGAGGGCACGGAUCAAGGAACUGGAAGACGACCAGUCCCAGGCCGAGCAGAUCCUCACCGAGCGAGACGAGUUCAAGGAAGACCUCGCCCAGAAGGACUCCAUCAUCGAGAAUCUACGCCAGCAGCUCGAUGCCGCCAACGAAUGCGAGGAAAUGAUCGAAGAACUCUCGGCCCAGAACCACGACUUUAAGCAGCAACUCGCGGACAAGGAUAUGGUUAUCGAGGAUCUGGAGAGCCUGAAGGAGCUCAACGACGAGUUGGAGGCUCACCAUUUAGAGCAAGCCCAAGAGCUGCGCGCCGAGGUCGAGACAAAGGACACCGAGCUGGCCGAACAAGCUCAAAAGAUCAUCCAGCAGGAUGCAAGCAUCGCGGACCAAGAAUCGAAGAUGUCCAACGUCGAGUCUUCCAAGAUGAUGAGCGACGAGCAGGCCAAGGACGUCACGAACCGAUUCGACGAGAUCAUGGAGAUGAACAGACAGCUGCGCACGGCCAAUCUCGAAUCCAUCGGCAAGGACAUUAAAUCGAAUCUCAAGCAAUUGGAAGCCGAGGAAGCCAGCGAGGAGCUCGCCAUUGUUCGACACUACCUCGUCGACAGCCAGGACACGUACCAGAAUGAUUCACUAGGCGCCUACUUCCGAGCGAAACGUAUCGCGUACAAAGCGCGCAUGCUUUCCAAGUUCAUGAAAGACUACGACGUCAAGUACUUCGACACCGUCGCCCGCAACGACCCCAUCACGAACCUGCAGCGGGUCCUCACGAUGCACCAGCUCGACGUCCUCGAGUUCAAGGCAGAACAAUUCUGGGCAGCCAUCAAAUCUGCCACGUUGGAACAGUUCAUGGCAUUCGGGCCCGCACACCGCGAGCUGGACACGAUCGAGAAGAUCAUAGAUCGCUUCCUGGAUCUGUUCAGCAAGGACGAAGCCAAGUAUGACGAAAUCUCCGACUCCAUCCGCCGUUCUAACCACAUCCUGACCGGCAUCUCGCUGGACUACCAGGAGACGCUCGAGACCCGGCCGGAUAACGAGUUGAUCUACCGCGUCUCGAGCAUGCGCGCUCACUUCGAUCUCAUCAAGAACUCUUUUGAGGCCAUCGUCGUACUCGUCAAGAAGAUGCAAAGUGCGGACGAUGAACAGAAUGACGGCGUGGACGACUUCCUCGUCACCAUGAGCCACACUGCGAAGAUCUCCUCGGAAGGAUUCUUCGCGGCCCUCAAGACAGCCCGAACGUUGGAGAACCGCCGCAACGACGGGCUCUAUCCCAAGUUCUCCGAGGGAUCGGACGAGGUGAUUGAGCAAGAAGAGUUCCUGAAGCGCACCGCCCAGUCGUCUCUAGCAUUCGCCAGGGACUUGAUCCAGGGCAUCACACCCGAGGAGGAAUUGGAAGAGUCCCUGGGGAGCGAACUCCGCUCGCUGCUACGGACCCUAAAGAGCAAGCACUUCCCCGAAGACGAAAUCCUGCGCCUCGACAGCAUCCAGUCCAUGUUGAAGUCGUGGACCGAGCACGCCUCCGUGUUGAUGAACAAUGUCGAGAUCGAGAUCGCCCCCGCGCCAUGGAUCGUCAAGGCCGAGAAUAUCAAGCUUGCCAAGGAGCGCACCGUGGAGACGGAGCGGAAGUUCCGAGACCUCACCGACGAACAUCAGUCGACGUUGCUGCAAUUCCGCGAGCGUGAGCAGGAGAUUGAGACGAAGGAGUUGGAGAUUGAACAUCUAAAGGCCAAGCAUCGGGAGGCGACAUCAAAGGUCGCAGACUUUAAUCUACUCCAAGUCGAACUCAAUGCUGCGCGCGAAGAUAGGGACCGCCUCGAAGUCGCCGCCAAGCAGCAACGCGCUACCAUCGAACGUCUAGAGGACAGGCUUGUCGCCAUGGAACAUCUGGAGCCCGUGGAGCGUGCCGAUCCAUCUGCUGGAUCCGUGGCAGAUCACGACGUUCCAAUCACGCGAGCGCAAGCCUCAACAGCCUUCGUCCCUCUCGUACAGGCCCUUCAAGAAGAAAACCAAUGGCUGCGUCGUAGGGAACAUAAUAAAAGAAUGGACGAGAGUCUGAAGAUCUUGAAGGCUCAGGAUCUGGCAGACGAGAUGCUCGCCAUGGCGUUGUAUCUCGGGGAGCCUUCAGAGCCCGAUUCCAUCGAACCGACCGAAGGAACAGCCGAAAAGUCUGCACAUACAGAAUCAGAAGAACCGAGACCCCCGAGGAAGCGCACACCAGGUCCGAUUCUCCUUGCACCCAUUUCCACGAGCCUCAAAUGGGCGCCCAUGUCAUCCAAUCCCAUGUACAUCUACGAAGACUUGGAAGAUCUCAGCUUCAUCGAUCUAUCGCCCGUGGAGGAAGAGUUCAGCGAGGCUGUUCUCGAUAGCCAUCUCAACCGCAUCAUGUCACUUUGA
Aaosphaeria arxii CBS 175.79 is the source of this 3282-nucleotide messenger RNA. RefSeq lists its product as uncharacterized. The record is from RefSeq and is a predicted model, not a curated record. NCBI's taxonomy places the organism in Eukaryota, Fungi, Ascomycota, Dothideomycetes, Pleosporales. The coding region runs from base 1 to 3282 and encodes 1093 amino acids. The transcript has 6 exons.